CAGUUCAGUUCGCGAACACCUGAGCAGAAGAAGAUGGACUUUGAGAGACGGCAGUGUGUUGAAAACUUCUCCAGCUUCAUGUAGAGCAGAAAACACAGCUUAAAAAACAGAAAACCCGGCAGAAUGCCAGCACUUCAGCGAUGGAUGUAGUUUUAUCGAUCUGUCUGUGUUUUCUCCUCAGAGCGCUGUCAGCGUCAUCUGCUGAUGGACCGCCUGAGCCGCGAGACGUCCACUUCUACUCGGAGAGUUUGAGGAACGUGGUGAAGUGGACGGCAGGACACGGAUCUCCCAGCGACACCGUCUACACUGUGGAGUACGCCAUUUACGGGGAUGCGGAUGAGAAGAUACCCGAGCAGGUGAGAUGGAGGCCGGUGGAUCAGUGCAUCUCCGUCUCUCAGACUGAAUGUGACGUGUCUCAGGAGACGUUUGACCUGCGGGACGAGUACUUCGCAAGAGUCCGCGCUACCAGCAAACACGGGCAGUCCGUCUGGAGCGAGAGCAUCGGCAGAUUCAGACCACUGUCAGACACGGUUCUGGGAGCGCCGCUGGUGGAUGUGACUGUGCGGCAAAACCACAUCGACAUCACCCUGAAGGGCCCAUUCAGGUGGAGGAUGAAGAGGAUGAAGAAGGAGAAGUCGCUCUGGAAGAUCAUCCCAAACAUGAUCUAUAAGGUGUCCGUCUUCAACAGCAGGAGCAAUCGCACCGAUGUCUUCAGGCUGACCAAUGGGAGCUUGAGUCUGGGCGAGCUGGAGUUUUCCACCCAGUUCUGUGUGGUCGCUCAGGCCCAGUCUGAGUCUAUCCCGCUGUCCUACAUACCCAGCCAAAAGCAGUGCGUCCACACACCCAAAGACCCGUUCAGAGAUCAGCUGCUGGCUGCCAUGCUGGGCGGUGUGCUGCCGUCUGCCCUCUGUCUGUGUGUGAUGGCUGUGCUCGGGGCUCUCAUCCGCUGCUACAUCACUGACCACAGACAGAAACUGCCCAAGAGCACACUGGUUCAACUGAGCGAAAAGCUUCAAACGUUCAAACCAGAGGUUCCUCAGACGGUCAUCUUUAACAUCAAGCUGGAUGAUUCCUCAGUGCUGCGUCCUGCUCUGCCGCUGCCGUUCUCUGUUGAAGACUCUUCAGAGGAGCCUGUGAACGCCGUCCCGCAGCCGGCCGGAUCAUACGCUCAGCAGCAGCCUCUGCCCCCGGCCGGGCCCGCUUCCCUUUCAGGAGAUCUGCAGGACGGAGAUUCGCUGAGUCUGGACUCUGAGCCGCUAGCAGACCAUCACAGCGAGGCUGGAGAUUACGCUUUCGUCAUCCGGGCUAAGGUUGACCACAGUGAAGUCGAGGUCAGCCAGUACAGGACACAAGGCCACACGGCAGACCCGCAAGACCACCAUAUUGAAGAGGAGGCGCAGAUUUUCGUGGACUGGAGCCCAGAGUCUGGAGAACUGAAAAUCCCUCUCAUGGGUUUGCUGGGUCUGGAGGACGAGUCGGGGGUCCAGACUGAAGCGGUUUCACUCCUGCCCAACCUGAUCCUGACGCAGACCUCGGUGGACGGCUGCGAACAGGAGGACGAUUUCAGCAUGAUGGAGCGAAACUGGGGCCUCGUAAUCCACUCCAGCCCUGAAUGAACACCGUAACGCCACUGAAGCCAUGUCCACACCCUCAUGAGCACUUCACAGAGUUCCCCUCAUUUGCAGAUUAUUUUGCUUGUUUUAAGGAAAACACUCUUAUUACUGGCAUAUUAUUUCUGAAAACAGGACAGUAUGUUUUGCUCGUCUAGAAAAAGCUUCUUGAUUUAAGACUUUUUAGAUAUCUGGACUAGAAACAAGACUAAAACUAAGUAAGAAGUGUGAGGAAAUCACCUUUACGGUGUACGAAUGAGGCGAUAUAAUGAAGGAUUGUGAUAAAUAAUGAAGGAUUCUCAAUAGACCGUUUCUGCUUGAGCUGACUGCGAAUAUGAGACUCAAGCAAAGACCUUCAGCUUCAGUAUUACACAUCAUUUACUGAAAAAAGACGUCCAAAACCUGAAGCGUUCAAAGCUGCUGUGAAGCUCAGCUUCGUUGGCUUUUAGUUGCGGAAGUGUGUUUUGACAGCAGGGGUCGCUGUUCCAGCAGAUGAAACACACAAUAUUUGAUUGAACACCUCUAUUUUGCACAAAGAAUACUGAAAUAUCUGUGAUGGUCAAACCUUUGCUGCUUGCUUAGAGCCAUAUCUCUGUGACUGUCAGUGAUUUUUCUAAUGGAAAUGCCCUUAAUACCUUAAUAGUGGACAAAUUAAUCACAGUUCAUGAACAUUAGAAACACGAGACAGCGCAACACUACUGAACAAACCUCUGUUUUUAUCCACGGAUGAAGUUUAAAAUGGUGUGUGUGUGUGUUGAACGAUGUAAAAAAAAUAAAGAAUUAGUUUGAGUCUUGGAAGGAGUUAUUUUAUACAGUGUUGUGUGUUUAAACUACACCAAAUGCUUACUUUUAUAUUGAAGUAUUAAUGUAUGUGGUUGUGAGUGAAUUAUGUGGACGUUUCUGUGAUGAUGAUUGUGAAAAUAAGAGCUUAACUCUUUCAGCUGCAGGUUUACUUCUAUUUUAAUCACUACAUGUCUGUCAGUUUUUGAUCCGACAAAACAAUAAAUCUUCGAACUUUGA
This is a messenger RNA of Danio rerio (zebrafish), 2630 nucleotides long. The record is from RefSeq and is a predicted model, not a curated record. NCBI's taxonomy places the organism in Eukaryota, Metazoa, Chordata, Actinopteri, Cypriniformes, Danionidae.